AUGCCCCCCACCCGCUUCGACCAGCAGGCCUUCCACACCCCCGGCCUCGACAAGCCCGGCUGCUUCAAGGUCAACGGCGCCCACUUCCUCCCGGACGACAUCUACCAGUUCGACGCCGCCUUCUUCAACAUGAGGGCCGAAGAGGCAAAGAACUCGGACCCUCAGCACAGGAUGAUGCUCGAGUGCGCGCUCGAGGCGGCCGAGAACGCGGGCCAGUCCCUGCUGGACAUUGCGGGAAAAAACAUUGGCGUUUUUGUCGCUUGCGGCUCGCAAGAGUACGCCCACCGCGUGGCGGAGGAUCUGGCCAAGACGACUGCUUGGACCGCGACGGGGAUUGCGGCGUGCAUGUUUGCCAAUAGGCUGAGUUACUUUUUCGAUGUGCACGGCCCGAGCGUGGCUAUUGAGGCGGCGUGCGCGAGUAGUUGUUAUGCUACGCAUCAGGCUUGCCAGGCGCUGAGGAAUGGGGAGUGUGAGGCUGCUUUUGUGGGGGCUUCGGCUAUUUGUUUUAGUCCCAACUUGUGGAUUACGUUGGAGAAGAUGGGGGCGCUGUCGGCCGAGGGGAAGAGCUUUUCUUAUGAUCACAAGGCUGCUGGGUUUGGGCGGGGUGAGGGGGGUGCUUGUCUGUUGAUUAAGAGGCUUGAUGAUGCGGUGAGGGAUGGCGAUCCUAUUCAUGCUGUUAUUAGGGGGUCUGCUUGCAAUCACUGUGGGAGGUCGGAGGGGAUUACUAUGCCGAGUCGGAUAUCGCAGGAGCGGUUGUUGGUCAAGGUGCAUGAGGCUGCUGGGCUUAGCCCGGGGGAGACGCCUGUUGUUGAGGGCCAUGGGACUGGUACGCCUGCCGGUGACCCCAUCGAGGCUGGCGCAUUCGCCGCCAUCUUGGCCAAGGACAGGACAGAAGCAAACCCCCUGUACAUUGGAUCGAUCAAGUCCAACUUUGGUCAUCUAGAAGGGGCAAGCGGUAUUCUGGGCAUGGUCAAGGCUAUCCUUAUGGUCAAACACGGCAUCAUCCUUCCCACCGCUGGCUUCGAGGAGAUGAACAAGCGCAUCGAAGGGAAGGAAAAGAUGCGUGUCAUUGGAGACAAACCAAUGGCCUGGCCCGAAAAUGAGCUCAGAAGAGCACUGGUGACCAACUUUGGGUUUGGUGGUAGUAACUCUGCAGUCUUGCUUGAGCAACCUCCUGUGUCGCCUGCGCUGACUGGCCACCUGGCUUUGAGGGCUUAUACCAAUGGCCAUGCUGCCAAUGGCGUCAAUGGGCAUGCCAAUCGUACCAACGGUGUCAAUGGCCAUCACCAUGUCAAUGGCAACGGCAUCAAUGGCCACAGCACGAACGGGACCAACGGUGUCAACGGCCACCACCACGCUCCAAACCGGCUGUUUGUUCUGUCAGCCAAGACAGACAAGAGUCUCAAUGCCUACCUGUCUUCGUUUGUCGAGUUCCUUGGGGACGAGAACCCCACGCCCGACUGGUCUACUGUCCGCGUCGACGACGCCGACUUUACCAAGAAUCUCAGCUACACUCUCGGCCAGCGCCGCACACAUCAUCCAUACCGUGUCGCCGUCGUCGCCAACUCGGUCGAUGGCCUGAAAGAGAAGCUCUCCUCCAAAAAGCCCGCCAGAGCCAAGCAAGACCGCGUCGUCGCCUUUUGCUUCACCGGCCAAGGCGCCCAAUAUGCCCAGAUGGCUUCGGGAUUGCGUCAUUACAAGGUCUUCGCCGACGCCCUUGACCAAGCCGAGGACCUUCUCACCUCCAUGGGGGCGACGUGGUCCUUGACCGAGGAGCUCGGCAAGGAUGCUUCCGUCUCCCGCGUUGACGAUGCCGAGAUCAGCCAGCCGGCGUGCACUGCUGUCCAGCUCGCUCUUGUCGAGCUGCUCAGGAGCUGGGGAGUCACACCCAAAGCUGUCACCGGGCACUCUAGCGGCGAAAUGGCGGCCGCGUACACGGCCGGGCUCAUCUCCUUCACGGCUGCUGUUGCUACCGCCUACUAUCGCGGCCAGGCUGCGUCGCAGCUGGCGUCCAAGGGAGGUGUUGGUGCCAUGCUGGCUCUGGGAGUUGGCUUUGAGGAAGCCUCCAAGCUCAUUCGAGAUCACGCGGGUGACGCCUAUGCGACUGUUGGUGCUAUCAACAGUCCCAAUAGCGUGACCGUGUCGGGCGAUAUGGCUGCCAUUGAGGCCAUCCACAAGGCCGCGGACGAGCAAGGCUUGUUUGUUCGCCGGCUCAAGGUCAGCCUGGCGUACCACUCUCGUCAUAUGGAGGAGGUGGCCGAUUGGUACCGCGCGGCGAUCCAGCCCUACUACGAGGAUGAGUUUGUCGUUGUCGAGAACGAUGACAGUAAGCCGGCCUUUGUUUCCUCGGUCACUGGCCGGGUCGAAACUGUGAUUGACUCAUCGUACUGGGUCAACAACCUUGUCCGACCUGUUCGGUUUUCUGAUGCCAUCACCAAGCUGUUCUCCCAACAGGAGGAUGUCAAGACCGGCCGGACACCUAAUGUCAUUGUCGAGAUUGGCCCGCACGCAGCCUUGAAGAACCCCAUCAAGCGCACGGUCGAGGAUCUCUCCCUCAAGUCCUUCUCUUACCUCCCUUCUUUGGUCAGGAAGGUAGACGGCAGCCAGGCGCUGCUGGACCUUGCAAGCGGCUUGUUCACCUCUGGCAUCCCUACCGAUCUCGGUGCCGUCAACCAAACCGACAAGACCAACGCCCAGGUCCUCACCGACCUCCCAGCCUACGCGUGGGACAAGUCAACCAGCUACGAGAUCAUGCCCCGCCACACCCACGAGCUCAUGUUCCCAGGCGAGCCCUUCCACCCCCUCCUAGGCCGCAAAGCCGCCUCCAGCGGCAACGCCAACGGCCAGGAGCGCACAUACCGCUCCCUCUUCAGCCUAGACGACAUCCCCUGGAUCCGCGACCACAACGUCUCUGGUGUCGUCAUCUUCCCCAUGACAGGCUACCUCGGCUGCGCGAUCGAGGCCCUCCGGCGCGCCGUCGCCCCCGGCACCCCCGUAGAGGCGUUUGUGCUGAGGGACAUCCACGUCGUCCGCAGCUUACAAGUCGAGGAAGAACAAAACGUCGAUCUCCUCACCAAGGUCAAGCCCACUUCUACGGGUACAGCCAGUUACUCUCCCACCUCGUGGUCGUUCGAGGUGCAGAUCCUGCACAGCGAUACCAACUCCUGGGCUACGCACUGCUACGGCAAGAUCGAAGCCGAGACCGUCCCGCUUCCUACCGAGAGCCCGGCUACAAAAGAGUCUCUUUUGUUGCUGCACCGCGCUGAGGCGACCCCGCUGGAGGAGCACGACCCCGGUGUUGUCUACGCGGCAGAUGGUCUCCAGGGCACCCUCUACGGCCCGUCCUUCCGGAACACCACCCGCUACCGCAAGGGGGAGAAGUUCACAGUCAUUGAUCAAAAGCUUCGCGACUUGGGACCAGAGGUUGAUCUGCUGAGCAAGUACGGCUCCCCUUACACGGCCGAUCCGCCAACGCUCGAUGGGUUUCUGCAGGGUGGUGGGUCGUUCAGCGAGAUUGACUGGAAGAGGCUGGCGCUGAUGCCCAACCAUGUGAACCGCUUGAGGGUGUCGAACCAUAUCGCUCUUGGGAAAGAGUCGGAGCGGAUCGAGACUGUGACGAGGCUGCUCGAGCACGACGCCAAGGGAGGGAGGAUGCUGAUGAGCGUGGCUGCGUUUGUGGUCGAUGACAAGAGCGGCAAGCGGGAGCCGAUUGUCGAGUGGGAAACCGUCACGUUCCGCGCGCUGCAGUCGGGUGAUGACGAGGAUGAGCUACCGGAAAACGGCCUGCCCGUCAACUGGCGGUUCGAGCUGCUUGCUCGGCUCGACUUGCUGCCCAAGGAGGAGCAGCUCAGGCGGUUUGCUCCCCAGAGGAUCAGCGAGGAGGAGAUGGAGGGCGGGCGGGACUUGCACGCGGCUGCGUGUUGGUUCGUGGACCAGGCGCUCGUCGAGACGGCUGGGGAUGACGAGUCGGCUAUCCCGAGUCAUUUGGUCAAGUUCAAGAAGUGGGCCAGGAGGAUUGUGGAUGCCGAAGGGCCAGAGAUUGAGGAUCCGGUCGGGCUGGUGAGGAGGGUCGAGGCUAUCAGCGCCCAGGGGGAGUUGCUCUGCGCUAUUGGGAAGCAGCUAGUGCCGAUUCUGAGGAACGAGGUGCAGCCGCUGGAGGUGAUGCUCAAGGAUGGGUUGCUGACUCGGCACUACGAGGCUGAUGUUUCAAACGCCUACUUUAGUCAGCUGGUUGGGGAGCUGGUGUACGACCUCAGCAACCUGGAGCCCAACAUGAGGAUCUUGGAGAUUGGUGCCGGCACGGCGGGCACGACGCUGCCGAUUCUCCAGGAGUUGUCCAAGGACCGGGAGGAGGGCGCGUUCUUGAGUUAUACCUUCACCGAUAUCUCGAGCGGCUUCUUUGAGAACGCCCGCAACGGCAAGCUGAAGAGGUGGUCGGAUUUGAACCGCAUCUCGUAUGAAAAGUUGGACAUCAGUCGGGAUCCGGUCGAGCAGGGGUUCGAAUUGGGCGAGUACGAUUUGAUCGUUGCGGCAAACGUGCUGCAUGCGACGGCCAACAUGAUCACCACCAUGAAGAAUGUGAGGAGCUUGCUGAAGCCGAGAGGCAAGGUCAUCCUGCUCGAGGCCAACAGGCACGCGCCCAUCACGCUGCCGUUUGCGCUGCUGCCGGGUUGGUGGUAUGCCGAGGAUGACUACCGUGACCGGGAGUCGGGACCGCUGCUUGCGCUGGAGAGCUGGAACAGGCUUCUCGUCGACACUGGUUUCACCGGAGUUGAUGUGCUGUAUCAAGAUCACCCUGGCAAGCCGGAGCAGAUGUUGAGUGCUUUCAUGUCGAGCAGGAUCGGCAAGGUCGUCGACGACGACGACAAGAUUCAGAUCACGGUUGCCGGUCCCCUCAUGGAUGACGACGAGCUCGACUAUGCCCAGCUUGUUGCCGACGCCAUCACGGAAGAAUUUGGUCUGGUCACGACAAUCAAGCCUUUCCUCGAGGUUGACGCCGAGGGUGAGGAUGCCCAUGUCGUCGUCAUUGACUCUCCCCGCCACAGUCUUCUCAAGGAGGUAGACGAGGACACCUUUAACGCCAUCAAGAGUCUUGCGAUUCACAACAAGGGCAUGCUUUGGAUUGUUCCCGAGCAAGACCAGGCGGCGCCGGUUCCCGAGGUUCACUCCAUCAAGGGUAUCCUGAGGACUGUCCGGUUGGAGAGUGAGCCCAAGCACAUCCUCAUGAUGGAGGGGAUCCCUUGCACGGCCGAGAGAGCUGAUGGCAUUGAUGCCAUCCUCAAGGUUGUCAGGGUGCUUGCGGAUCCCGAGGUCAACGCGCUAGAGGAUCGGGAUUAUCUCUUCCGUGAUGGACUCAUCCACCAGCGGCGCAUGCGCCCGCUGAAGGAGCUCAAGGAGCAGUUCGGUAUCGAGCAAGGUGUUGCCAUCAGAUCGGUACAAAACAUCUGGUCUGGCGACAGCGGCUUGGAGAUGACGAUGGAGUCGGCUGGGAGCCCUGAGUCGAUCUACUUCAGGCGCACCGAUGUUCUUCAGGCACCGCUGGCCAACGACGAGGUCGUCGUCAAGACCGAGGCGGCAGGGCUGAGCUACCGCGACCUCAAUCUCGUGUUUGGGUCUAUUCCCUGGGCUCCUCCUGGUUUCGACGGGGUUGGCACUGUUGUCAAGACUGGCGAUCAGGUGGCGCACCUGAGAGAGGGAGACAGAGUGUUCUUCUUGUCACUCGAGGGCAGCGGGUUGGCCACGUACAAGAAACUUCCCUCGUGGCACGCUGCUCGGGUGCCCGCUGGCCUCAGCAGCAUCGAGGCUGCCACCCUGCCGCUUGCUUACACCAUGGCUGUGGCCGCUCUUGUCCACACAGCCCGUCUCAGAAAGAACGAGUCGGUCCUCAUCCACUCCGCCGCCGGUGCUGUCGGCCAGGCCGCCAUUGUCAUCGCUCAGCACAUCGGUGCCCGCAUCUUCGUCACGGCUGGCACCGAGGCCAAGAGGGCCUUCCUGCACGAAACCUACGACAUCCCCAAGGAACAAAUCUUUCCCAGCCGCACCCCACAGUUCAGGGACAGCAUCCUCUGCGCCACGGCCAGCAAGGGAGUGGACGUCAUCAUCAACUCUCUCACUGGCGAACUCUUGCAAGAAACAUGGUCUCUCAUGGCCGCCUUUGGCCGCUUCGUCGAGAUCAACAAGAAGGACGCCUUUCAGAACACCAACCUCUCCAUGAAAGCCUUUGAACGGAACGCCACCUUCAGCACCGUCGACCUCCGCGCUUUGCACCAACACCGCCCGGAUGACCUGAGAGAUGUCAUUGGGGAGGUCGUCAGCUUGCUGCAAAAGGGAGUCGUGGUUCCUAUCCACCCCGUGACCGAGGUCCCCGUCUCUCAGUUUGCCGACGGUCUUCGCAAGCUCAAGACUGGUGAUACCACGGGAAAGAUUGUCGUUACUUUUGGCAAGGAGGAGAAGGUGCUUGCCGAGAGCGCGCUUAGGCCGUCACCUCCUGCCAGGUUGGACCCCAACUCGACUUACCUUGUGACUGGUGGCACGAGAGGUAUAGGUCUUGGGCUGGCGGACUGGAUGGUGGAGCACGCUGGGGCCAAGAAUGUGGUUGUGCUUGGGCGCAGUGGCCCGGAGGGAGCUGAGGUGCGAAAGGUGCUGAAGAAGUAUGCCGAGUCGGAGAAUGUGAGGUUCAGGGCGUAUGCUUGUGAUGUUGGGUCGAGGGAGUCGCUGGAGGAUGUUGUGGCGGCGAUGAGGGAGGAGGGUUUGCCCCCGGUAAAGGGUGUUGUGCACAGCGCUUUGGUGCUGAAUGACAAGCUGAUGCUGAAUGCCACGUAUGACGACUGGAAGUACAUCACUGGCCCGAGGGUCCAAGGAGCUUGGAACCUGCACGAGUUGCUGCCCAAGCUGGACUUCUUUAUUGCACUUUCGAGUUUCUUGGGUGACGGUGGGAAUCCAGGUCAGAGCAUUUACGCUGGCACGGCCUCGUUCUACGACGCCUUCUCUCAGUUCCGCGUCGAGCAAGGUCACCACACUGUGUCCAUCUCCCUCCCCGUCGUCUUGGGCGUGGGUUAUGUUGCGGACCACGGCAUAGCUGAGAAACUCCAAAUCACCCUCGGUGGCACGAUCCGCAUGCAGGAUAUCGUCACUCUUGUCGCGAGCGCCAUCAGCCAGGGCCGCGACUCUCCCUUCAUCAGCCCCGAGGGCAAGGCCGUCGCGUACAAGCUCCACGUCCACGGCAAGCCGCUGCAUGACAUCCCUUGGAAGUAUUCGCACCCAAUUCUUCUCAAAGACCGCCUGCACACAGACCUGACGGGCGGCGAUGCCGAGAACCAGAAUGCUGCCAGUGCGGCAUCUACUGCCUCUUGGACCACGGCUUCUGACCCGCAGGUUGGCUUGACCGAGGCGCUGAUUACCAAGGUGUCGGCCAUGACCAUGAUUGCGAGGGACGAGGUUGAACCUGACGCGCCGCUGAGCUCGCACGGGCUGGACUCUCUGGUGUCGGUUGAGCUGAGGAACUGGAUCAGGAGGGAGACGGCGGUUGAGCUAGCUUUGACAACGAUUACGCAGGCGGCGAGUCUGAGGGCGUUGGCGACGCAUAUUUUGGCAACGAGGGCUCUGGUUGCAAAGUAA
Podospora anserina S mat+ is the source of this 7617-nucleotide messenger RNA. RefSeq lists its product as uncharacterized. The transcript has 4 exons. The coding region runs from base 1 to 7617 and encodes 2538 amino acids. NCBI's taxonomy places the organism in Eukaryota, Fungi, Ascomycota, Sordariomycetes, Sordariales, Podosporaceae. The record is from RefSeq and is a predicted model, not a curated record. Gene Ontology annotation, molecular function: oxidoreductase activity; phosphopantetheine binding; fatty acid synthase activity. Gene Ontology annotation, biological process: secondary metabolite biosynthetic process; fatty acid biosynthetic process.